Molecule: messenger RNA, 831 nt
Organism: Thyridium curvatum
Lineage: Eukaryota; Fungi; Ascomycota; Sordariomycetes; Thyridiales; Thyridiaceae
Exons: 1
Coding region: 1-831 (276 amino acids)
Source: RefSeq, a predicted model, not a curated record
AUGAAGUCUGUCGCUAUUCUCUGCGCUGCUUUGGCCUCUGUCGCCAUUGCCAAACCCCAUGGCAAGCAUGCCGCUCAUGUCAAAGCCCACAACAAGCGCGCGCUUGUGACUGAGUGGGUUACCGAGUGGAAGACGGAGACUGUCGUCGAGUUCAUCGACGUCACUGCCACUUCGUACCUCACCCAGGGUGCCGCCGAGACUCCUGCUGCCAGCCCUGCGGCAGCCACCAACGUUCCCGGCCAGUUCUUCGAAGGAGGGCACAGCUCUGUUGCUCCUCCCCCUCCCCCUCCCCCUCCGCCUGCCUCUCCCUCUUCUUCUCCGGACACCGCAAACACCCCUUAUGUCGAGCCGCCCAAACCCUCCACCCCUCCGGCCGUUCAGAGUCCUGUUUACACACCGCCGGCCCCGAAGCCUGCUCCCCCUGCAGAGACCCCAUCCGUCGCUGCACCACCUGCCUCGUCGACCUACAGCUCUGGCGGCUCUGGCAGCUCCGGCGCCUCCAGCAAGGGCAGUGGCUCUAGCCUCUUCACAGGCGCUAUGACUUACUAUACUGUCGGAAUGGGCGCAUGUGGCUUUAAUGACGCCGGCAAAGACAUGACCGAAAACAUCGUCGCCAUUUCCAAGGAUCAGAUGGGCGAGCAGAGCAAUGGCAACCCGCUCUGUGGCAAGACCAUCACCAUCACCCACGGUGGCAAGUCUGUCCAGGCCACUAUCCGCGACAAGUGCAUGGGCUGCGCCUCUGGCGAGAUCGAUGUCAGCGAGAAGGUCUUCAUCGACAUCUUUGGUUCGCUUGACGUCGGACGCAGCCCCGUUGACUGGACCUUUAACUAA